UGCGGGCUGUGCGGGGAUGGGGAUGUGUGGGAUCUUGCUGUGCGGUGUAGGGGGCGGCCUGCCGUUAGCCGUGCUGCUGGCUGUCGGGCUGGGGUUGUUGUUGGCUGAUGAGGUUGCUUUCCGUUGCCCCCCGUGUGGGGCUGAGCAGCUAGCGGGCUGCAGCUCUCCAGCAGGCUGCAGGGAGACAGUGCGGGAACCGGGAUGCGGCUGCUGCUGGAGCUGUGCCCGGAGUCUGGGGGAACCGUGCGGGGUCUAUACCCCUCGCUGCGGGGCUGGGCUCCGCUGUUACCCCCGCAGCGACACCGAGUACCCGCUGCAAGCCCUGGUGCAGGGGCAGGGGCUGUGCGGGAGGCGCAAGGACCUGGAAUACAACCGCUCCCGGGACACACACUCCGGUGGAGAGAGGCAGGAGGAGCAGCUGAGCCCUGAGCUCAUUGACAAUCACUUGAAUUACCCAAACACCAGUGUUAUGGGUCGGAAGCCAGUGAGAGUGGGAUCGAAGACAACGGCAGUGAUUCGGGAGCAUAACAACGUCCAGUGGCGCUCGAUGGAUCGAGGAAGCAAAGGCAGUGAGGAACCCAGGAGACCCUGGCCCCAGCUGACAACUUGCCAAAUAGAGCUCGACCAGGUCUUGGAGAGGAUUUCAUCGCUGAGGCUUCUUGAUAAACGAGGUCCUUUGGAGCAUCUCUACUCACUGCACAUUCCGAACUGUGACUGGCGCGGUCUUUAUAACCUCAAACAGUGUAAGACGUCACUGAAUGGGCAGCGGGGGGAGUGCUGGUGUGUGAACCCCCACACUGGGAAAGCCAUUCCUGGGACCCCAAGAGUGCGGGGUGACCCCGAGUGUCAUCGGUGCUGUGCUAGUCCGGACCAGAACGCUGACCCACAGCCUCAAGCCACUGCCUAAAAACUGAGGGAUGGGAGGGUGUGGGAGUGGGGAAAGGUACAUAUGGGGAUGGGCUCCAUGGGGGCGGUGACCAUGGGGAAGGGGACGCAUGAGAGAGGGGUCCAUGAUGAAGCAGUGCAUGGGGAAAGAGACACAUCGGGAGGGGUAGCCGUAGGAAAAGGGUCUAUGGGAUGGAUGGGUGGGUGUUGAGACGGGGAGGUGUUUCAGGAACAGAUACAAUGAGUAAAUGUGAGUUAUUCUGUGAUGGAACUUGAUGAGGAGGUGGAGAUUGGAUGAUGACCUGGUACAAAAAUACCAAGAUCACCUCCAAAUGCUCCCAUCAGCAGCUCCCCUCUUCACACAACACAUCGCUGCUUAUGUAUUAAUGCUGCAUUUAUCAAGCUCAUCUCAGUCACUGCCGCCAUCCGUGGGGUUGGGAGGUGGCGGUAGUGGGUGGAGUUUAUACGCAGGAUGGGUUGGAGUCUGUACAUGGUAUAGUGAUUAUAAUAAUGUUAGCCAGUUCCCUGAUUGGGGCUGUUAAUCUGGUCCUGUCAGGGAGCCCUGGCUGACAGGUAAGGACAGGUAUGCGUGAGGCUCUGUUCACACUGAGAGUUGGCUCAGUGUCAAGGAACUUCUGUGUGUAGAUAAAGGGUGGCCUGAUGAUGGAGAUACUGGCCUCUGUGGGGUUAUCUCAGUGGCAACGAGAGUAAAGCAUGCUCCUGAAGAAAUCUG
Molecule: messenger RNA, 1618 nt
Organism: Stegostoma tigrinum
Lineage: Eukaryota; Metazoa; Chordata; Chondrichthyes; Orectolobiformes; Stegostomatidae
Gene: igfbp2a
Product: insulin-like growth factor binding protein 2a
Exons: 4
Coding region: 17-907 (296 amino acids)
Biological process (GO): regulation of insulin-like growth factor receptor signaling pathway
Cellular component (GO): extracellular region
Molecular function (GO): insulin-like growth factor II binding; insulin-like growth factor I binding
Source: RefSeq, a predicted model, not a curated record